This is a messenger RNA of Polistes dominula (European paper wasp), 400 nucleotides long. Its product is annotated as tubulin polymerization-promoting protein homolog. The record is from RefSeq and is a predicted model, not a curated record. Gene Ontology annotation, molecular function: tubulin binding. Gene Ontology annotation, biological process: microtubule polymerization. NCBI's taxonomy places the organism in Eukaryota, Metazoa, Arthropoda, Insecta, Hymenoptera, Vespidae.
UUUAUGUUUAAUUUCUCUACUUAAUAUCUUAUUAUUAAUAAUAAUUUAAUAAAUGGCUUCGUUUGAAUCGCAGUUCACUGCUUAUGCAAAAUAUAGUAGACCAAAAUCUGAUGGUAGAAGAAUCUCUUUAUCACAAAGCGAUAAAUGGAUGAGACAAGCACAAAUAUUUGAUGAUAAAAUUACCCAAGCUGAUACAGCAUUAGCUUUUAAUAAUUUACAUCGAGAAACACUUCCUAUAGAAGAAUAUAACAAAUUCAUAGAUGAUUUUGCAGAAUCAAAACGUUUGGAUUCUUCUGUAAUCCGUGAUAAAAUGACAAAAUGUGGUCCUCCAACUGAAGAACGAUCGAGAAUUGAAUCAGUUAUUUUGAAAAAAGUAGAAGAUCCGUCCGGAUAUGUUUAA